Molecule: messenger RNA, 13099 nt
Organism: Corythoichthys intestinalis (scribbled pipefish)
Lineage: Eukaryota; Metazoa; Chordata; Actinopteri; Syngnathiformes; Syngnathidae
Gene: gatad2b
Product: GATA zinc finger domain containing 2B
Exons: 11
Coding region: 112-2058 (648 amino acids)
Biological process (GO): negative regulation of transcription by RNA polymerase II
Cellular component (GO): NuRD complex
Molecular function (GO): zinc ion binding; sequence-specific DNA binding
Source: RefSeq, a predicted model, not a curated record
GUGCCGCCUGCCGGUGCCGGGGACUGGUGGUGAGUAUCCGCAGCAGCGGCGCGUCAGGACGGGCCCGUGAACCCGGAGACGGUACACACUGAGGCGAAAGCGAGACACAGGAUGGAGCAGAUGUCCGAGGAGGCGCUGAGGCUUAACUUGCUGAAGCGAGGUCUGGAGUCGCCCAACGAGCGAGAGGAAGCCUUGGCCAAGCGUCUCAAAAUGGAGGGUCACGAGGCCAUGGAGCGCCUGAAGAUGUUGGCGCUGCUAAAACGCAAAGAUCUGGCUGACCUGGCGGCCCUGGAGGUCGCCGGGCCGCUGGGAGACGGAAAGGGCCCCGGCGCCAGCGCGCUCCACCAUCAGAGCCUAAUGGGAGCCGCUUAUGAAGAGAAGCUAAAUGGAAGUCUGAGACUGGGAGGACACGGCGGCCACGUCGGUUCCAGUUCCAAGAACGGCAAGGAGAACAUCCUGGACGAGCCGGUGGACAUGAGCGCAGGACGGAGAUGUGACACAGACCACGAUAGACGAACUCCAUCUCCGGAUGUCAUCAUUCUGUCAGACAACGAGGCAUCUAGUCCCAGAGCAACACCUCGCCCCGAAGAGCGCCUGAACCAUGCCAACCUGGACAUGUUCAAGGGUAAGAGUGGAGAAGAGAGGCAGCAAAUGAUCAAAGCCCUGAGAGAGGAGCUGCGUUUGGAAGAAGCUCGCUUGGUUCUGCUCAAGAAGCUCCGGCAGAGUCAAAUGCAGAAGGAGAAUGUGGUGCAGAAGGUAUCGGUGGUCCAGAACGCGGCCUCUUCCGGGCAGCCUUCUUCCAUCCACGGUUCCCCCGGACUGGGGAAGCUCCCAGUAAGGCCAGGCAUGCACAACCCGGACCCCCAGAACCUCCGGACUGCACAGGGUCACACAGUUAUCAGGUCAGGAGCCAAUGCCAACCUGCCACCCAUGCUCAUGUCCCAGCGGGUUAUAGCUCCCAAUCCCGCCACAUUGCAAGGCCAACGGCUCUCCAAACCUGGAAUGGCUCGCUCCAGCAUGGGCAACGCUGUAAGCUACCAGCAGGCGAGCCAGCAGGUGGCAGCAUCCCAGCGAUCAGGCUCCAGCGCCAUGUACAUGAACCUGGCCCACAUGCAGGCGGCUGCGGCGGCGGGGGCCGGCGGCCUGGGCGGCGCCUCGGCCGUCAGCCCGUCCACUCUGUCCGGGUCGGCCAGCGGCGGGGUCAACUCCAUCGCCGACCAAGCCAGCAGCCAGGCCGCGGCGAAGCUCGCUCUGAGAAAGCAGCUGGAGAAAACACUGUUGGAGAUUCCCCCGCCCAAACCCCCUGCCCCGCUCCUCCACUUCCUGCCAUCGGCCGCUAACAGCGAGUUCAUCUACAUGGUGGGCCUGGAGGAGGUGGUACAGAGCGUCCUGGACAGUCAGGGUAAACUGCGAGGCACGCUUUCCCGUAUGGAGCCCUUCUUCUGUGCUCAGUGCAGAACCGAUUUCACGCCACAUUGGAAGCAGGAGAAGAGUGGGCGAAUCCUGUGUGAGCAGUGCAUGAUGUCCAAUCAGAAAAAAGCUCUCAAGGCAGAGCACACCAACAGGCUGAAGAAUGCCUUCGUCAAGGCCUUGCAGCAGGAGCAGGAGAUCGAGCAGAGGCUUCAACAGGCGGCCCUCUCGCCGAGCUCGGCCCCCAGCGGCCCCAACGCCUCCAAGACUGACUCCUUGAUCCGACAUCACGCUUUGCGCCAGGCUCCUCAACCUCAGGCAUCGAUGCAGAGAGGUCUAUCGAACUCUGCGCGGGGCGUCCUGUCUAACUUUGCCCAGGCUUCGCAGCUGUCGGUGGCCAGCAGCCUCAUGGGGAUGAGCGGCGCUAAGCACUGUGGCGGCAGCGGAGGCGGCAGCGGUAGCGGCGGCAGACUGCAGCACGAUAGCCGUCGCCAGAUCUACAACAUCCCAGGGUUAAAUAUCGCCUAUCUGAACCCAGCGGCCGUGGGCACCCAUAAGAGCUCCAGCUUAGCGGACCGGCAGAGAGAGUACCUGUUGGACAUGAUCCCGCCCCGAUCCAUAUCGCAGUCCAUCACCGGACAGAAAUGAGCCCCGUCUGAAGACGCGCCUAAUGUCCUACCCCACAUGAAGCACUCCGCGACCCCUCCGUCCCACCCGACCCAUCGCAUGCAGUGCCUGUCCAUGUGCCUACCUUAAACGGAUCUGUUCAAAACCCACCAAGUCACGCAAAGACCAUAAAAUGUCUCAAAUUGAAUUAGCAUAAUUCUAAUUCCCCUUAUACUCGCACUAUUUUAAAUGCAACUACUUUUUUUUUUUUUUUGCCUCUGUUACUAUUAUCCUUUUUAAAGUAUCGUUUUUUUGUUUCUCUGCUGUCAUUCCUUUACUAGAGGAAUUGACAGUUAAAUCAUUGUUGGGUCACUUUAGACUAUUUUUUUUUCUAAUUGCUCCUCUCGUAUAUAAAUUGGAGUAUUGCUAGUAACAGAAGAUCAACAGGGUGCGUUCUGGUUACUAUGCAACUUUGAGGCUUUUCCAGAAAAUGCUCUCUGGAAGUUACCGGUCCGGACAAUUUCUUCAAAAGAAGAGCCUGCUCUUUUUAAAAGAGCAUUACGUUAGGGGCACAUGACACUGAGGACAGAGCAUCCACCUUGUCGUCAUCUCAUCAAAGUAUUCAGAUCCCUCCCCCGUCAAUGCUAACGAACGAGGGUGCCGGCAUCUGGGAAAGAGAAUCCGACCCGAUCAAACAUUUUGCUCGUCGCUCAAUUCCACGGCCGUCUCCUACUCCGGAUAUACCCCCCCUCUUACUUCAUGGAUGUACACGGGACAAAUCAGGACUCCACUCACUCCAGAGGAGGAGGAGAGGGCCGAUCCGGGCAACUCAUCGACAAACUCAUCCAGGAUUCAGAAGAAGGUCGAACAAAGCGGAUGCGAUGACCCUCCCGUUUCCAUCUUCCCGAUCCCAUCCCCCCUUAACUACCUUUGGUUAUGCACAGACUGGACCCUUUCUACCCAGCAACUCUUCUUUCACGUCACAUGUUCUAUCAAUGUGAAAAGGACUCCACUCUUGAAAGUGGAAGCACAUUUUGUGCACCCAAACCAGAGUCUGUACUUACAAAUCUUCAAUUCUGGUUCAUUUAGUCGUUCCGUUUGGGAUUAUAUUUUCGGAUUCUUAACCUCCGAAACCUCCCCGCCCCGUUUCCCCCUUUUUUUGGUUCUUUUUUUGCGGCGUCUCCUCUUGAAACGUUGGCGAGCCUGAGAGGUAUCGGCCUUCGGGAGACGAUAAUAAUCAAGAAAGCUGAAAACGAAAAAAAAAAAAAUAUCUGUAAGGAUUAUGUAUAGAUACCUAGCGUCAGAGGGAGAAAACAAAGGAUGUGGAUUAUAUCUUUUAUGGGAGAGACAUGGAUCAAUCAUUGUGUGCAUGUCGUGCGCACAAGUUGCCUCACUCCAGAGGAGCACUUUGCAUAUUUCCAAUUGGAAAAAAAACGUGUUUUUUUACAAAAUAGAAAAGAAAAAAGAGGAAAAGAAUGUUACAAUUAAGAGUCUCUUAAGGUCUGGAAGCUGGCUUAGGGCCUAUCAGAGAGUCACAGGUUUUAUGGUUUACUUUUACUGUUCUUCGGUGUUGUCGUUCUCGGAAUGUCGGACCUCAAGUCGCAUGUCGCUUCUCCCCGUUGAGCCUACCAGGAAGCUAAGUUAGAAGCAUGAGCACACUCGCCCAAAUUUCUCCGACAGAUUCCAAUCCUGGACCACGGCGUAUCCGGAAUAGGAAUUGAUUAGAAAUCUGAUGAAAAGCCAAAAAGCUCAGUAGGGCCAAGAACCAAAAGUGGUUUUUGCCAUGUGGCAAGAUUGAUUUUGCCAUGUGGCAUUUUUUUUUUACAUGUGGCAAAAUGGAUUUUGCACAUUUUUUGCAAUGUGGCAAAAUUGAUUUUGCCAUAAGGUAUUUUGUUGCCAUGUGGCAAAAUUGAGUUUGCCAUGUGGCUUUUUUUUUUGCCAUGUGGCAAAAUGGAGUUUGCCUUGUGGCUUUUUUUUUUUUUUUUUUUUUUUUUUUUUUUUUUUUUUUGCCAUGUGGCAAAAUGGAGUUUGCCUUGUGGCAAAACGGAGUUUGCCAUGUGGCUUUUUUUUGCCAUGUGGCAAAACUGAUUUUUUCAUGUGGCAUAUUUUUUUGGUAUGUGGCAAAAGGAUUUUGACAUGUGGCAUUUUUUUGCCAUUUGGCAAAAUUGAUUUUGCCAUGUGGCAUAUUUUUUGCCACGUGGCAAAAUUGAUUUUGCUAUGUGGAAUAUUUUUUUGCUAUGUGGCAAAAUGUAUUUUGCCAUGUGGCAUUUUUUUGCAAAGUGCAAAAUGCAUUUUAACAUGUGGCAUUUUUUUGCAAUGUGCAAAAUGCAUUUUAACAUGUGGCAUUUUUUUUUUUUUUUUUGAUAUGUGGCAAAAUGGAUUUUGGUUUGUGGCAUUUUUUGUACAUUGUACACAAUUACAGCUACACAUGUUUUUCUGCCAUUUAAUAUGAAUGGAAAAUUUGAACGUGCAUAGCCGUCAAUGGCUUGGAUGUGCAUGGCCUGCAAAACUGCCAUACACCCCCAAAAAAAUGCCACAUACCAAAAAAAUGCCACAAACCAAAAUCCAUUUUGCCACAUGGCAAAAUAAUGCCACAUGGCAAAAUCCACUUUGCCACAUGUCAAAAAAUUGCCACAUGGCAAAAUCAAUAUUGCCACAUGUCUAAAAAAUGCCACAUGGCAAAAUCCAUUUUGCCACGUGUCAUAAAAAUGCCACAUGGAAAAAUCCAUUUUGCCACAUGACAAAGAAAAAAUGCCACAUUGCAAAAUCCAUUUUGCCACAUCGCAAAAAAAAAAAAAAAAAAAAAAAGCCACAUGGCAAAAUCCAUUUUGCCACAUGGCAAAUACCAAUUUUCGUUCUCGCUGUCUCUCCAAAAGCUCGAGUUUAGCUCGCGCGAAUCCACACGUUCUCUUGGAGGCUAACUUGACUUUGCGUGACUGAGCUUGCUAAAAGCAGUCACUUUGCCGUGUCAAAGUUACACAGUGGUUUAUAUCGAUAUCUCAACUCUGACCGAAAACUUCAAAUGACCUGAUCUUACCAGUCGAAUUCUUGAGUUGUUAGCAUGCCAUGCAUACCUGGCCAUGUGAAAUGAGUGGGUCAAUUUCAGGAACAAAUGCGACACCCAAUUUGAGGUUUUAGUUUUUUUGUUUUUUUUUUUACUUUAAUAUUGAUUUUUACAUGUUCAAACCCACCUCCAUGUACUGCCGUACCAUUAAGCUGUACCGCACACAAAUUUCAUGCUAUUGUUUCCUUGUUUUCAAACAAGCAGUCAUUUAUAGGUAAUGCUUAAAAUUUUUCAGUCGCCUGACAUCGAUUUUUCCAGUCCCAGGCUCCUCAAAACGAUAUAACCUAUUAAGAUUGAAUUGCCGUGAAUUUUAGCCUGUAAACAACAAGCAAAGUUUGACACCCCUGGUCUAAGAUUAUAAGGGUGAGAACUAGGGCAUCUAUCUCUGGAAGGCUACACCAAUUGGCACAACGUUUGGCGGCUUCCCCGAGGCGACGCAUGCUGAAAGCACACACCUGUCAUGCACGAUAAUUACUUGUGUUUCAAAUAUUCAAACUCUUCAUACCUCAAUUAUUGUUGUUUUAUGAUCCCCUAAGGCCAACAGCAAGUACUAAUAUACUGUAUAGAGCAUAUUUGAAUGUGUUUUGCACAUUGUUGGUUACCUACACAUUUCAGGCUUGGGGAGUUGCUCAGAAUCUGUUAUGUUGGAGUAUUAUUCAAAAAACGUGUACUAAGAAGGAAUAGCAAGAACCUUGUGGUACAGUAGCAUUGCAUUCAGUGUUCAGACAACGAGCAGUAUUAUUCUUGGGAUACAAGUGAUCCAAAGCUAAUGUUCAGCCACAAAAAUUGUAUUGAUAUUAGACAACAGCCUAUUCAUAUAGCCGACUAAAAGAGACAACUUUUAACCUAGUUUUACUUCAGGCGAGAGCCGAUGUGGCAAGUGAGCGUGAAAGAGGUGUGGCCUUCUUUCUGAGAACAUAGCCAGGCUUAGUUCCAUCAAUUGCUUUAGUUUUACUUUUACUUGGGUACGCACAUUUUAAGUAUUUUUCAGGGCACAAAAGUAACACCCUUCCCAUAGCACUUUUUGCUAACCCAACACCGGACAUGCUUCACUCUGUGACGAUGCGCGCUUUUGUGGAGAACGGAGGGCUAAGCUAGCGCCAAGAACAGCGAAUAGCAACUGCCGGUUGCCCUUCAUUGAUUUGUUACUGUUCAGGUUGUCGUUAUUGUGUCACACUGACGUAGCAUCCGUUGCGGCGAGCUAAAUUGAACUAAUCCACUGAUAAGAAAUUAAGUUUGUUUUUUUAAACAAGUACAGUGGUACCUCUACUUAAAAAAUGUAUUGGUUCUGGAAAUAGUUUCGUAACUUGAAAAUUCUGUAAGUAAAAAUGUAUAAAAAUAUUUUUGGCUACUCUACCCACCUCUGGUCGAAUGAAAUCAAAUUUGCAAAACAAGCUUUAUGAUAAAUUCUCAUCCUACUACCUGCUGGAGACCAGUGCAGCAUGUACUGUACGCUUUCUCUGGCGCAAAACAAGCUACAAUAGACCUGAAGUAUGCUAAUGGCAAAUGGAUUUUAUUUUUCAAUUCAAUUGUCAAACUCAUAACCGGUUUAUGGCUUUGCGUUUACACUCUUUUGUUUGUGUUCAAGUCACAUCACAGUUCAGAACCAACAAGAUUGUUUUGUAAGCUAACCUAGACAAAUCUCAUUCAUCAAAUAAUUUUGUUCCGUGAACUCGCCAGUCACACCUGAGUAAACAAACCACAAAGUGUGUCAUUAUCAUAUAAGAGUUCAUUUGAACGCAACCAAACCCGUCAAAGGUGAACACACCCUUAAGUGCUUGUUGGCAUCCACUCGGGGAACAAAACACAGACUACGUGCUAUCUUCAAAUGUGAGCUAACUACCCAUGCUCAGAAGUAAUGUCGAUUUGUGUACAACAAAGUUUUAGCACUUGCAUACCAUACAUGAUUAGCAUUUAAUGACUGCAUCAUUUUGCUUGUAUCCAUUAGUAAGUCAUUAAAACAUGCAGUCAAACUAAACUUUAAUGGUUUUUUUUUUUCUAAUGAAUUGGAGAAAUAGAAACAGCAGCACUUAGUUUUGCUAAGCGUCACAAUCACGAAGCCCCCUUUUGUAGCAGUGUAGCUUAGCUAAAUAAAGCACUAGUUUCAAACCGUUGUUCUAAAAUUUCUUGUUUAAAAAAAACCACAGCACUUUGUUAAUGAGCGUAUGCAGUCACCUUUUAUUUGAGCUAGCCACGUGCUAGCAGGUUUAGCCAAGCUAAAUGACACUUUCAAAUGAUUAUUGUGGUGAAUGAAAUGAAGCUAAAUUGGAAGAAUAUAAUCCACAGCACUUAGUUUUGAUGUGUAUGCUUCACUCCAAAGUCUCAUAGCUAGCUUUGAUUUUAACAAGCAACCCGCAGGUAAUUGUUAGCGCGUACUCCAAUAUAGUGUCGAAUGCUUUGUUUACAUUUUAUCACUCGAAUGUUGGUCCAGUUUGAUACGUUUGUGUUGCGUUAACAAAAGUGUGAUUUACAGCACCAGUCUCGGUCAUAACAGUGUUUACUCAUGACUUUUUAAAAUGACGCAUCAGUUAACUGAUGAUGUUUGAAUAUUUUAUAUUUAUUUUACAUAACACCAAUACCACGGAAAAUAUUUUUUUAUUUCAUCUAUGAGGAUAUCAUUUUUACAAUUGCUGUACAUUUUAAAGGUGCUAUGAAAUGAUGAGUUAGCUGUAUGUCAAAAAAUGAAAAUGACUGCACUAUUAUCAUUUUACAUGUGGAAAACUAAUUUAGCACUUAAAUGUUUUACCAUUUCAUAGAUAUUCCACCCAAAACAAUGCAUCAAGGAAGGCUCACUUCUUAUUUUUUUAAGCAAUUCUGGUUGUGACACAUACUGUGGCUUUCUAGUGCUGCUAUAGCUAGCACAUGUUGACAGAAUAACAGAACGGUCACACGGCAACAAGAGAAUAGCGCCCCUAUGGCUAGCACGCUAGCAGGUCAUUCUGGGAGUUGACAUCUUCCGUUAAAAGAUUUUUUUGGGUGGGGAGGGCCAACAAAUAAAGACUAUUUAUGAUCUAAUUUCAUUAUUAAAUACACUAGAACUACCAAGGGUGGAUCAGUUGAUACAAAUCCCUUUUAGAUCCAGAGAAAGGUCAUCUGACCCUAAUCAGCAUAUCUUUUGUGAUCAUUGAGGACCUUAUUAGUCAUUCCCAUUCAUACUUGCAAAACGACAGGGUUGGAUUCCUCUAAUUAGCAUCUUGAAUGUUUGCAGGGCAGGGCUGCCUCUGCUUUGUCGGACAGUAGACUGCUCAGGCAGGCAAUCGGGCGGACAACCUUUUUACAUAUUCCAAAAGCUGCAGUUUGCCUACACUGCUGGCCAAAAGUAUUGGCACCCAUGCAAUUCUGUCAGAUAAUGCUCAAUUCCUCCCAGAAAAUGAUUGCAAUUACAAAUGCUUUGCUAGUAAUAUCUUCAAUGGGAAAAAAAUUAUCAUUUUACUCAAAACUCAAAAAACGGGCUGGACAAAAGUAUUGGCACCCUCAGCCUAAUACUUGGUAGCACAGCCUUUAGACAAAAUUGCUGCGAACAACCGCUUCAGGUAUCCAUCAAUGAGUUUCGUACAAUGCUCUGCUGGAAUUUUAGACCAUUCUUCUUUGGCCAACUGCUCCAGGUCUCUGAGAUUUGAAAGGGUGCCAUUUUCAGAUCUCUCCACAGGUGUUCUAUGGGAUUCAGGUCUGUUCACUUGAGAAGUCUCCAGUGCUUUCUCUCAAACCAUUUUCUAGUCAUUCUUGAAGUGUGUUUUGGGCCAUUGUCCUGCUGGAAGACCCAUGACCUCUGAGGGUGACCCAGCUUUCUCACACUGGGCCCUGCUGCAAAAUUUGUUGGUAGUCUUCAUAAUGCCAUGCACACGGUCAAGCGGCCUAGUGGCAGAGGAAGCAAAGCCACCCCAAAACAUAAGGGAACCUCCGCCAUGUUUGACUGUGGGGACCGUGUUCUUUUCUUUGAAGGCCUUGUUUUUUUGUCCUGUUGAUGCUUUUUCCCAAAAACUCAUGACCAGAGAACAUUUUUCCAAAAUGUUUCUGGCUUUCUCAGGUGAAUUUUGGCAAACUCCAACUUUUGUAUGUCUCACGGUCAGAAGUGGGGUCUUCCUGGGUAUCCAACCAUAGAGUCCCUAUUAAUUCUGAUGCCAACGGAUAUGACGGGUUGACACUGUAGUAUCCUUGGACUGCGGGACAGCUUGAACUUGUUUGGAUGUUAGUCGAGAUUCUUUAUCCACCACCCACAUAAUUUUCUCGUCAAUUUUUCUUUUCCGUCCACCUUUAGGGAGGUUAGCCACAGUGCCGUGGGCUUUAUACUUAUUGAUGACACUGCGCACGGUAGACACAGGAACAUUCAGGUCUUUGGAGAUGGACGUGUAGCCUUGAGAUUGCCCAUGCUUCCUCACAAUUUUGCUUCUCAAGUCCUCAGACAGUUCUUUCUUUUCCCCAUGUUCAAUGUGGCACACACAAGGACAGAGGUUGAGUCAACUUGAAUCCAUAUUAACUGGCUGCAAGUGUGAUUUAGUUAUUGCCACCACCUGUUAUAUGCCAAAGGUAAGUAACAGGUGCUGUUAAUUACACAAAUUAGAGAAGCAUCACGUGAUUUUUCAUAGGGUGCCAAUACUUUUGUUUGGAGUUUUUUGUAAACUGAUAAUGAUUUUUUUUUCCCAUUGCAAGCAAAAUAAAUGAAGAUAUUACUACCAAAGCCAAUUCCAAGACCCACCAAGAAGUCCACCCAUCUCUCUUAUAUUCAACAUACUAGUUGCAGCUAUCCAAAGUGAAACCCUCACCCUUCAUACCUAGGCAGUGACUCCACAGGAGUGUGUUGGGGCGUUGUCUGCUGGAUUGCAUGUUUGAGUGCUCGAUUGUUUGACAAAGCCAAGUAGUCAGUUUGGUAUCGGGUUCAUUUGACGCCUUUCUGGUCUUUCUUUAUAGCCAAAAAAAACCCCGGACUUCCAGUGUUUAGACUUUUCUGUGUCCAAAAUGUGAUCUGCUAUCAUUUUAAAUUGAUUUUCUGUAGUAUUUCAUAGCACCUUUAAAGACACUCAACCCAUCCACACAUUUACAUUGGUCUCCAUGCAUCAUUAUGGCCGCCAGUUGUUUGAAUUUCUCCAGUCCAAUUGUAACAAGAGGGUGAUAAUGAUGCUUGAACAAUCCACGCCGUGACUGGGUCACUGCAUUCGAUGGUCUUAGACUCUGAAACUACCUAAAAGAAGCAAUGUAAACUAAAGUUUACAUAUGAACGGGAAAAAAAACUGUAUUUAGUCAGGAAAAAAUAAGGUUUUCCCAGAUAUAGUUUCAUCAUUAUUUUUUUUAUGUCACUUUUGAGCUCUGCUCGCUAUUUGGUUUUGAAAUGAUUCCCACGCAAGCUCCUGUCUCUCUCCGGCUUUCUCUUUCUUGGCAUCCACACCUUUGGAUUUUGACUGCAGAUUAUUUUGAAUGUCAUUUUUUUUCCCCCCUCCGAAAGCGACUGAAUUCCUCUUCCGAGUUCUCUUUACUUUCUAUCGCAGUUUAAAAAAAAAAUAAAAAUAAACAAAUGUAAUGACUAUGAGAUAAAUGACACGAUAUUUGCUAGGUUUGAAGUAAUAAUGACUUAUUGUACAUAAGCAUUUUCCUCCCUUGUACUGAAAAAAAAUUAAAUGGUUGUAUAUUGUGUAGAAAAGCAAACAAAAAGCCAUGAAUAUUGUGAAGCUUGUCAUUUCGUUUUGUGAUCACUGUGUAUUAUUGUGUAACAAAUGUGCAAAAUGUUUGGGAUUCUUUUGUUUAUUUCCCCCCCAAAUUUUUCCUCUGCUCCUCGGACUUCCCGGAUGACUCUUUUUUUUUUUUUUUUUCAUCCGGUUAGCAGGAAAGUGCUCAAAGGUUAACAGCUUUAUUUCUAUACUUGAAAUAAGUUGCUUUCACCCUAAAUUGUUUUGCCGACGGGUCAUUUCAGAACACCCAUUUAUGAAUUUUCACUAUCGUUGAGCACUCCUGCAUGCGCGUGUGUGUGUAUUCGGGCUGAUUUUGUUUAAUUUCAUUCCGAAACAUGAUGCAAUAACAUUGAAAUUGGUACUACUAUGUCAUAUAUCUAAAAAAGACACCAAUUCCAAGUGCAUUACAACGCUGUAGAGAGCGUAAGAUGUAAGACAGCAGGGCCGAGGACAAAAAGUGGUAUUUGCCAUGCAGCAAAAUUGAUUUUGGCAUGUGGCAUUUUUUUGCCAUUUGACUAAAUGGAUUUUGCCUUGUUGCAUAAUUCUUUUUGCCAUGUGGAAAAAUUCAUUUUGUCAUGUGGAAAAAUUCAUUUUGCCAUGUGGCAUUUUUUGCCAUGUGGCAAAAUUCAUUUUCCCAUGUGGAAAAAUUUCAUUUUGCCACGUGGCAUUUUUAGCCAUGUGGAAAAAUUCAUUUUGCCAUGUGGCAUUUUUUUCCCAUGUUGCAAAAUGGAUUUUGCCAAGUGGCAUCUUUUUUGCCAUGUGACAAAAUGUAUUUUGCAUGGCAUUUUUUGCCAUGUGGCAAAAUGGAUUUUGCCAUGUGGCAAAAUGGAUUUUGCCAUGUGGAAAAAAAUCAUUUUGCCAUGUGGCAAAAUUCAUUUUGCCAUGUGGAAAAAAAUUCAUUUUGCCAUGUGAAAAAAAUAAUUUUGCCAUGUGGCAUUUUUUCUUCCAUGUGGCAAAAUUGAUUUUGCCAUGUGGCUUUUUUUGUUGUUGUUUUUGCCAUUUGCCACAUGUCAAUUUUUUUUUUGUUUUGUUUUAGCCAUUUGGCAUUUUUUUCUAUGUGGCAAAAUGUAUUUUAACGUGGCAUAUUUUUAGGUAUGUGGCGAAGUGGAUGCGUUGUAAUGUAAAGUGUGUGGUCAAAAAUCACAACCACACGUUUUCUGCUAUUCAAAAUGAAUGGAAAAUUUGGACGUGCACAGCCGUCAAUGGCACAACCUGACUUGGGUGCUAGUUGAAUGUCAAUGCGCUGUAAUGGUAAGUGUAUGGUCAGAAAUCUCAGCCACACAUGUUUUUCUGCCAUUUAAUAUGAAUGGAAAAUUCGGACGUGCAUAGCCAUCAAUGGCAUGGUUGUGCAUGGCCUGCAAAAAUGCCAUAUACCCCCCAAAAAUGCCAUACACCAAUAAAAAUAUGUAAGAAAACAAAAUCCAUUUUGCCACAUAGUUAAAAAAUGCCACCUGGCAAAAUCCAUUUUCCCACAUGGCCCCAAAAAAUGCCACAUGGCAAAAUCCAUUUUGCCGUAUGGCAAAAAAUUCCACAUGGCAUAAUCCAUUUUGCAACAUGGCAAAAAAUUCCACAUUGCAAAAUUCAUUUGCCAAAUGGCAAAAAAAAUGCAACAUGGCGAAAUCCAUUUAUGCCACUUGGCGAAAAAAAUACCACAUGGCGAAAACCAUUUUGCCACAUGGCAAAAAAAAAAAAUGCUUCAUGGCAAAAUCCAUUUUGUCACAUGGCAAAUACCACUUUUGGUUCUCGCUGUCUCGCUGAUCAGAUCGGGGACAUCCCUAAUAUGAAGUUAUGACUUGAAUUUUGCUGCCUGUUUUUUUUUUUUUUUUUUUUUUCCCUUUAAUGGCGACCAAAUUUCCUUCAAAGGGCAAAACCUUGUCGUGAACGUGCCAAGGCACCCUAAUAAGAGCCUGCGGGCGUUAAAUUGUGCUUCUAAAGCUUCAGAAAUAGCGUUCUGCAAGUUUGCGCCGUUGCCGACCGUGCAUUUACUUGCUGCUUCCAUCGGAACCAGUCUGAAAUUUUGGCUCGCAUUUUUCAUCCUGAUUGUAUUGCUGCAAAAUAUCCGGGGGAAGUCAGACAAUUACGACACCAAGCAGAGGUUCAUUUACGUCCUUUUUUUGUUUUUGUUUGUUUUUUUUUUGGUGGUUGUUUUGUUUGCUGACAUCAAUCCUGACCUUUUGCACAUACUUGAUAUUUAACGGUCUUCAAAAAACAAAAAAAGUCAAUGAAAAUAAAUGCUGUUUGAAUACUGCCAAUUGAUUGACAAUUAUGCAUCGAUUGAAAAAAAAUAAGCUAAUUUUGGAGGAAAUAACUUUGUAAUAUUUAUCUUGCAAGCUAUGUUUAAUAAAGGUUGAAACAA